AUGGUUGACAACAUAGAGAAGAAAAUUCUCAUAAGGGAAUUCAAUGAAGACAGAGACUUUGAAGUGGUGGGGAAGCUUGAGAGGAAAUGUGAACUAGGGUCUAAAAUGGGGGUCUCCAUUUUCACUACCAUGAUUGGUGACCCUUUAUGUAGGAUUCGCUUCUACCCCCUUCAUGUCAUGCUGGUAGCUGAGCUGCUUGAAAAUGGGAAGCUUGUCGGAGUGGUUCGAGGAUGCAUUAAGGGCGUGGCAACUGGUUUUGGGGAAGCUCAUGUGAAGAUAGGUUGCAUACUUGGCCUUCGAGUCUCUCCUACACAUCGACGGAUGGGAAUAGGAUUAGAACUUGUGAAUUCAGUUGAAGAAUGGCUGAUGAGAAAUGGAGCAGAGUACACAUUUCUAGCCACUGAAGAGAACAAUACUGCCUCUAUGAAUCUCUUCACUCUCAAAUGCAACUACGUCAACCUUAGCUCAUUGGUCAUAUUUGUUCAACAAAUUUGUUUCCCCGAGAAGAAUCUGCCGGAAGAUAUAAAAGUAGAGAAGCUGCACAUAGACCAGGCAAUUUCCUUGUACAAACAGAAGCUGAAAGACAAAGAGAUAUGUCCAGCAGACAUUGACGCCAUUUUGAAGGAAAACCUCAGCCUCGGCACUUGGGUAUGCUACUUUAAGGAAGACGGUUGGAUGAGCAUAAACAGCAAUGAAAAGAAUGAUCAGGAUCAGGAUAUCAGCAAAACCCGAAGCUCUUGGAUAAUCUUUAGCAUAUGGAAUAGUUGUGAAGCUUAUAAUUACAAGCUUCAAAUAAGAAAGUCCUCCCGUCCACUGUCAUCUUGUCGUGAAACAUUAAACCAUGCAAAAGAGAAAAUUUUCCCUCGCCUUGUAAGGCCAAUGAGUGACUCUCUUGGGUUUCUGUUUCUUUAUGGGAUUCUUGGAGAGGGACAGAAGCUUGGGGAGCUUAUGAAAGCUAUAUGGAGCUUUGCAUCAAAUGUGGGACAAAAUGUGAAGGACUGUAAGGUGAUUGCAGCUGAGCUAGGGGUCACUGAUCCUCUCAUUAAGCAUGUUCCUGAUCAGGAAUACUCCAUGUCACGUAUCAAUGAUCUCUGGUACGCCAAAAAAUUGAUGCUCCAUGAUAACAUGGAUAGAUUAAUGCUGGCCAUGGGACCAGUAGGAGAUGUUUUUGUCGAUCCAAGAGAUUUUUAG
This is a messenger RNA of Alnus glutinosa, 1191 nucleotides long. Its product is annotated as probable N-acetyltransferase HLS1-like. Bases 1 to 1191 code for a protein of 396 amino acids. Lineage: Eukaryota; Viridiplantae; Streptophyta; Magnoliopsida; Fagales; Betulaceae. Gene Ontology annotation, molecular function: acyltransferase activity, transferring groups other than amino-acyl groups. The record is from RefSeq and is a predicted model, not a curated record. The transcript has 3 exons.